Messenger RNA from Phytophthora sojae, 1542 nucleotides. RefSeq lists its product as hypothetical. The record is from RefSeq and is a predicted model, not a curated record. The transcript is spliced from 4 exons. Bases 1 to 1542 code for a protein of 513 amino acids. Lineage: Eukaryota; Oomycota; Peronosporomycetes; Peronosporales; Peronosporaceae.
AUGGGGUCUACUUGCUCCUUGCUGGCUAGGCUUUGGCGCUCUUUGCAAGUGGAGACGCACGGAGGCUACUCAUCCCAGCGCGUGCUCGAGCUGGCUAAAUACAGGAAUGAGGCGAGUUGGCUUCGAGUGAUCACGAUUUUAUUCAUCACCCCGCUGCCGUGUUUGCUUGUCCCAGUCUUCGUGGAUCUCCUACCGCUUGCCAACCCGUUUCAAGGCAUCCACGCGAACAAAAUGUUCUACGUGCGCUUAUUCUACACGUUCCUAGUCGACACCUUCCUGGCCACCUGUCAGUUCCGGAUCAGCGUACCAGCACUCUCGUACCCUUUAGCCAGGGUCAUCAGAAACACUGUGGUGGUAUCGGUGAUCGGAGUUGGUGUGUCGUACGGCCUUGCCGCAUCCAUCGGGUUUCCGCUGCCAUUUUCUGCGAUGAUAAUCGCUCCGUCCUGGGUUUCUCUCGUUCUGGUUUCUCUGGCGAUUGAGUGGGGCAAGCAGAUUAAAGGUACUCCAGGCGCUGGCACGAUGGUCAUCAACGCCUUUAAGCUUUGGAUGUGCGAGGCAUCGCUGGUUUUUACCUAUCCGGUGUACUAUUAUACCUUCACCACACUGCCGAGGAGGGGCAAGACGGCAUUUACUCUGCUUCUACCAGUCUUGAAGAUUUUGAUGAAGAAUAUCAUCGCUCGGUCGGUUGUCCAUCUCAAGGACGAGAUGCCCGAAGUUGUGGUGCUGAAUGUGGACGUCUUCAACAACCUCUUCCUCUGCUACUGCAUGCAUAACUCCCCAUCGCUUUGGGUGACUCUAGAGAUCAUCCUUUUCGAUGUUCUGAUGAUGGCUUUCUCAUUGAAUGAUGCAAGGAAUGAGCAUCGGAAUUUACUCGACAUCGAACGACGAAUCGAGCAAGAGCGGGGUUGGAACAGCUUCAUCACCCGAGGCGGUUUAAGUUCCGGACGCGCAACUAAGAGGCUAACAACGCUGGAUCGAGCAAGUAUGAUCUUACAGAAUACCAGACUAACCACCUCGUCCUCUGGGCUGGACAUCUCGCCGGCUGCAAGUAGGAGCAUGAAAUCGAUUGCACCCAUCGGAAAAGUUCGUGUACACCCAGCAGCUAGUAGUGAUGGCAGAGCUCCGAUCAGAUACGCCCGCAAAGUCCAGCGAUUGGUCUACGUUGCGGAAUUUCUCCUCUUGCUGAACUACGUCGAGGUUGUCAUCCCUCUCAUUUAUUCGAUGUACUUGUACGCCAUGUACCACCUGCCAAACCGUGACUAUUACAUCCAGCUUCGUGGCGUCGAUCAGGAUCAUCUUCGCCUCAUGCUAAAUAACGUCCUGUUUUAUUGUUCGCUGCAGCUCGUGUCGCUUCUGAUGCUGCUAUUUGCUCUCCGCUAUUUUGUGGGACUCGCCCCGAUUCAUCAACUCGCCUACGUACUGGAAAGACAGUUCCGAGGGGUGCAGCUCAAGUUCGUGUUUUGGGUGUACUACAACGUCCAUGCCUCGUUGCAGCACUCAGGCUACGACUACAGCCUCAAAUUCAAUUGGAUGCAUCAUUAG